GGUAUUGAUGGAAAGAGUUGAGGGGUUAGGGGUGCCAUUGAUCCCAGACUGCCAUGUGGACCUAGCAUGUCGGUCUACGUCUUGAUCCUCUUCGCUUGGGGCCCACUGGCCGCCCUAGCCUCCCAAAGGAGGGAAGAUGACUGCAGGCUCAGUGUGUGUCCCUCAGAUCAUACCAUUGCGAGUGCCUCCCCCCGGAAGAGCCAACCAUGAAAUUGAUAACAAUACACUUUUGGAAAUGAAAUCUGACACUCCCGAUGUCAACAUAUAUUAUACCCUGGAUGGCAGCAAACCUGAAUUUCUAAAGAGAAUUGGUUAUGGUGAAAAUAAUACAUAUAAGUACACGAAGCCUAUUACUCUGCCUGAUGGAAAAAUACAAGUUAAAGCUGUUGCAGUUUCUAAGGACUGCAGACAGAGUGGCAUUGUAACAAAGGUGUUUCAGGUGGGCUGCGAACCAGUGAAUACAGUCUCUUCAGAAAACCAUGUCGGAAAUGUCCUCAAAGAUUCUUUCAAGCAAGAAUUGGAAAAUGGAUUUGUUGAAUCAAAACUAUGGAAGAAAUACAAGAAUGCUGAAAAUAAACAGGAUUGGAAUCUUAACCUUAGAAAGUCUGCAGAUCUUGAAGGAGGAGAAAGAACUGACUCUAAAACAUGGAAGGACCUUCGUUUCUCAGAGAGUCCACUGGAAAUCCCACCUCACCAUGAAGAAUUAGGUUCUAGACCACCCACCCGCCAAUCUCAGUUCCCUAGUUUUGCUCACAUAACUGGCCAGAAGAGUUUGACAAGCACAGAGAUCAUGAGAAUUCAAAGAGAGACAGACUUUCUCAAGUGUGCCCACUGCCUGGCCCCCCGCCCAUCUGACCCCUUUGCUCGCUUCUGUCAAGAAUGUGGCUCUCCUGUCCCACCCAUAUUUGGCUGUCAUCUCCCACCCCCAGAAGGAGCUCAGAUGGGCUUGUGUGCAGAGUGCGGAAACAUGGUGCCCAUGAACACUCCCAUCUGUGUGGUGUGUGAGGCCUCUCUUACCCUACAGCCGCAGCCACAGGCCAGCCUCCGCUUGAAGGAGAAAGUAGUCUGCCGCACCUGUGGCACAGGGAAUCCAGCUCACCUGAAAUACUGUGUCACCUGUGAGGGGGCCCUGCCUUCAUCUCAGGAGCGCAUGCAUGGUGGAGAGAAACCCCCUUCUCCGCCCACUCAUAAAGGGGAGACCAUUUCCUGCUCCAAGUGUGGUCGCAGGAAUCGCAGGGAAGCUUGCUUCUGUGACUGGUGUGGAUCCAAGCCAGGCAUCUCUGUUUGCUACUCUGUUUGCCCCAAAUGUGGGGCCAGCAAUCACCCAUCUGCCCAAUUCUGUGGUUCCUGUGGUAUUUAUGUGACAUCCUUGGCAAGACUUAGCCUGGACAACAGCCUGGCCCUAGCCACUGGAGGACUUAGCCCUUUUCCUCAGUCCCGAUCUGCCUGGCAGUCCCUAAAUGUUCCUUUACCCAGACCUGAUGCUGGGACUCGGAAGGAUGUGGGCACACAGACCGCUGGCCUGUUCUACCCAUCUGGCACGCUACUAGCCAAAAAGGAACAGGAAAUGGCUUCUCAGAAGCAGAGGCAGAAGAUGAGCGACCAUAAACCUCUCCUCACAGCCAUCAGCCCAGGAAGAGGAUACUGGAGAAAACAGUUGGAUCAUAUCUCUGCCCACCUCAGGUCUUAUGCUCAGAACAACCCUGAAUUCCGGGCCUUGAUCGCAGAACCCAGAAUGGGAAAGCUCAUCUCUGCUACUGUCCAUGAAGAUGGCUAUCAAGUUAGCAUCCGGCUGAAUUAUAUUCAAGUAUCCAACAAGAACCUUUACCUCAGCAAGGCAGUGGAUUUCAGCAACCACUUUCUGAGCAGUGUCACCGAGGGUGGUGAUGGGCCAUUUGGCAGCAGGUCCAGCUUGGUGAGUGACUACAGUCAGAGCACCUCAGAUACCACUGAAAAAGUCAAGAGGACAAAGAAUUUCAAGACCAAAAAAUUUCAAGAAAAGGAGCCGCUCACACCUGAAAACCGUCUCCUGCUGAAGGAAGUUGGACCGACAGGGGAAGGGAGAGUCUCUGUAGUUGAACAGCUACUUGAGGAGGGAGCAGAUCCCAACUGCAGGGAUGGCGAAGAGCAACCCGUGAUAACCAAGGCCGUUGUGAACAAGCACCAUGAAGUGAUUCCAGUCCUUGUGCAGAGAGGAGCAGACACGGAGCAGCGCUGGGGCCCGCUCCAAAACACAGCUCUUCAUGAAGCUACUCUGCUUGGCCUGGCAGGAAGGGAGUGCGUCGCUGCUUUACUGCGGUGCAAUGCAAGCAUCCAAAAGAAGAACGUGAAUGGCCAGACGCCGUAUGACCUGGCUGUGCAGGCUGGGGAUGAUGUCAUCACCUCGCUCUUUGCUGCAAAGCUCAGCCUGGACGACUCAUAGACCCACGGGCCUACAGAGGACCUAAUUGCAAGAAACCACCCAGUUCUGGCUGUUCUUUGUUUCUUUCUGAGAUGUGUAUUUGCAGUUUGAGAAUUGAGAUGGAAAGGAACUCAUAAGACUUUUUUAAAUUUUUUAAUACAACACUGUAAGCCACCAUGCAGGCAUUUCCCAAUAUGCUGUCGAUGGUGACGAACUUAAUGUAUGUCUUUUUUUUUU
Molecule: messenger RNA, 2638 nt
Organism: Enhydra lutris kenyoni (northern sea otter)
Lineage: Eukaryota; Metazoa; Chordata; Mammalia; Carnivora; Mustelidae
Product: double zinc ribbon and ankyrin repeat domains 1
Exons: 21
Coding region: 137-2422 (761 amino acids)
Biological process (GO): eye photoreceptor cell development
Molecular function (GO): protein binding
Source: RefSeq, a predicted model, not a curated record